AUGGAGCAGAAAAUGCUCCGGAUCCUACAACACUGCAAGAAUAUCCGAGAACUGAAGCAAACCCAUCUUCAGAUUUUCAUACAUGGCCUCCAGCAUAGCGAUUUUAUGCUACCGAAACUGAUCACUGUCUCCUCCGCUUUCAAUUUACUCGAUUAUGCGACUCAUAAAGAGGCAUUGCGUGUAUAUAGUCGAAUGAAGGCGUUGAUGGUUGAGGCCAAUAGUUUUACCUUUACCUUCCUUCUUAAAUGUUUUGAAACCUCACAAGCCUUGGAAGAUGGUAGAGUGAUACAUGGUGAAAUUUUGAAGUUGGGUUUUGGUUCUAGUGUGUUUGUUCAGAAUUCCCUUUUGGGUUUCUAUGCAAACUGCAGUGAGAAUUUAGGUUCUGCUUACCGGGUAUUUGAGGAAAUGCCUGAACGAGAUGUUAUUUCAUGGAAUUCUAUGAUUAGUGCUUAUAUGACUCGUGGGGAGAUACAAUCUGCAAUAGGGUUGUUGGAUAAGAUGCCAGAGCGGAACAUUGUGACGUGGAAUUCUGUUGUUUGUGGGCUGUCUAAGGCUGGGAACAUGGAGUUAGCUCAUUCUGUCUUUGAGCAGAUGCCACUGAGAAAUGAGGUUUCUUGGAAUUCAAUGAUUUCUGGAUAUGUAAGGAUUGGUGAUGUGAGGGCUGCACAGUCUAUUUUUUAUCAGAUGCCUGAGAAAACUGUGGUUUCCUGGACGGCCAUGAUUUCAGGAUAUGCAACAAAUGGAGAUCUUAAAUCUGCAGAAAACAUUUUCAAUCAUAUGCCAGUUAAAAAUGUGGUCUCAUGGAAUGCUAUGAUUUCAGGUUAUGUUCACAACCAUGAGUUUGAUCAAGCUCUGUGUGUAUUUCAUCAUAUGUUAAUCAAUGGUGAGUGCAGGCCUGACCAGACUACUUUGAUCAGUAUACUGUCUGCCUGUGCUCAUUUGGGGUCUCUUGAACAUGGGAAGUGGAUCAAUUCAUAUAUUAAGAAAAACAAGCUUCACUUGUCAAUUCCAUUAGGCAAUGCUUUGAUAGACAUGUUUGCAAAAUGUGGAGAUGUAGAAAAUGCAAAAGAAGUGUUUCAUCAUAUGUCUAAAAGAUGUAUAAUCACAUGGACAACAAUGGUUUCAGGGCUUGCGGUUAAUGGGAAAUGUAGAGAAGCCAUAAAUCUCUUUGAUAAGAUGUGUCUAGAAGGAACAAAACCAGAUGAUGUUAUCUUCAUUGCUGUUCUGUCAGCUUGCACUCAUGGAGGUCUGGUGGAAGAAGGUAAAAGGGUAUUUGAUCAAAUGGUGCAAGAAUUUGGUAUUAAACCCCGAAUUGAGCAUUAUGGUUGCAUGGUUGAUCUUCUUGGUCGAGCAGGGAAGUUAGAAGAAGCAGUCAGAUUCACAGCAAGAAUGCAUUUGAAGCCAAAUGCUGUCAUUUGGGCCACUUUGUUAUUUUGUUGUAAGAUUCAUGGAAAUGGAGAUUUGUUAAAAUCCGUGACUGAGAAAAUUAUGGAUCAGGAGCCUUCAAAUCCCAGCUAUUUAACUUUGGUUUCAAAUUUGAGUGCUUCAUUUGGACGGUGGGAAGAUGUCUUGAGCUUUCGGGUAGCAAUGAGACAGCAAAGAAUGGAAAAAGUACCUGGUUGUAGCUCAAUCCAAGUAGGGAACAGGGUCCAUGAAUUUCUAGCUAAGGAUACACGGCAUGUGCAAAGGAAGGAAAUUUAUAGAGCUUUGUCUCAUUACAAGAAUGCAACAGAGAUGGAAACAACUCCAUUUGGCUUCUUGGCAAAGGAGCUUUUGAGUUUCUGUGUGCAAUUGGGAACAAAUCAGCCAUCCAUUGCUUUUGAGUCUCAAUCCUUGCCUGUCCUUCAACCCUCUCCAAUUUCAGUGUCUGUUAUGGUUCCUCAGUUAUUGUCAAUGUCAAUGAUUUUCUCGUUUCGGAUCAAUGGUGACGAUUUGUCUGACAAGGUGGCAAAAUCUGAUUCUUUCACAUUUCCUUGA
Messenger RNA from Vitis vinifera (wine grape), 1977 nucleotides. Its product is annotated as pentatricopeptide repeat-containing protein At3g21470. The transcript has 4 exons. The record is from RefSeq and is a predicted model, not a curated record. Gene Ontology annotation, molecular function: RNA binding; protein binding. Gene Ontology annotation, biological process: RNA modification. The coding region runs from base 1 to 1977 and encodes 658 amino acids. Lineage: Eukaryota; Viridiplantae; Streptophyta; Magnoliopsida; Vitales; Vitaceae.